Molecule: messenger RNA, 1841 nt
Organism: Closterium sp. NIES-67
Lineage: Eukaryota; Viridiplantae; Streptophyta; Zygnematophyceae; Desmidiales; Closteriaceae
Source: the annotation of a GenBank genome assembly
AAGUAUGUGCGAUCAUGAGUGUCGUUGGCUAAUGACAGAUUCAUCGUUCCCGCCAUUUCUCAGCGCCAAAUCCACUUUCUAGUCCUUCCGCCAUGACCCCCUUGCCUCUUCCUCAUCGCCAUUUUCAAACCCAAGCUCUUUCUUCGAUCUCUCCCCUUUCCUUCUCCGCGUUACCCUCCUCCGCCUGUCCGCGCGUCAUUCCCCAUUACCGCAUUGGACGUGACGCUCACUCGCACGCGAACUCUUUUGGGACGCCUCAGAAUCCGUGCUCGAGCGCGUGGCAGCCGUGUAGCAGAAUCCGUACUGCGGCUCGCCGCAUGGCGUCGCACGUGCCAUCUGCGACGACAGCUAAAUCGACGGAUGCGACAGCGAGCGGGACGAAUGGCGGCAACCGGAGCGACAAGGUGGUGUGGGUGAUGACGCAAGCAAAGGAGGUGGUGACGGCAGCGCUGGAGGCGGGUUGGGGGACGGUUGUGGUAGAGGGGGUGGAGGAAGAGGGGGACGGCGGAGCGGGGAAGAAGGCGAAGCGCAAGGGGGCGAAGGACGGGGAGGAGAUAACGGAGGGGAGUGCGCGCUCGGUGGAGGAAACACGAGAAGCCUUCGAGAAACUGGGUCGAGUGCGCGUGGUGACGAGGAGAGGCGGGGCAGUGUACGGGACAGGAGGGGAGAGAGUAGCGGCGUGGGUGCGCGUGUCGAGCGCGGGGGAGCAGGAGGCAAUGUGUGCACUGGCCGGGCAGGAGGACGUGGUGGUCAUGGAUGCAGAGGACUGGAAGGUGAUUCCAGCAGAGAAUGCAGUGGCAGCCUUUGCACCCACGCGCACGUCUAUCUUGGGGGUGGCCACUACGGCUCAAGACGCCCAAGUGCUUCUAGAGUCCCUGGAGGUGGGGUUGGAUGGGGUUGUGCUGCGCACAUCAGACCCCACACAUGUCUUCUCUCUCAAGUCCUACCUGUCUCUGCGGUCCCGCACAGCCUCCCAGGUGGCGCUGGUGCCGGCCACAGUGACAGCCGUGGCUGCUGCUGGCAUGGGGCACCGUGUGUGCGUGGACCUCUGCUCCCUGCUGCCCCCUGGGGCUGGCCUGCUGGUUGGGUCGUUCGCGCGGGGUCUCUUCCUCGUGCAUGCGGAGUGUCUGCAGUCGGACUAUGUCGCCUCACGGCCCUUCAGAGUCAACGCUGGCCCUGUGCAUUCCUAUGUAGCCGUGCCGGGCGGCCGCACAGCGUACCUGUCUGAGCUGACAGCCGGCAGCACAGUGCUGGUGGUGGAGCGCACAGGACAAACCUGGCCGGCCACUGUGGGGCGAGUGAAAGUGGAAGCUCGACCGCUGACCCUCGUGUCGGCCAAGGUGCCUGGGCACGAUGGCAGCUUUUCCAUUAUCCUGCAGAACGCGGAGACAGUUCGCCUCGUCUCUCCCAUUGACCCCUCCGGCCCUGCAUCUUCAGCAGCAGGGUCGGUGUCAGUGAGUGAGCUCAAGGAGGGUGAUCAGUUGCUGCUGGCGGUGCAGCAGAGCGAGGGCAGACACACAGGCAUAGCUGUGCAGGAGUUUGUUCGGGAGGCAUAGUGUACCCAAGCGAACUCAACUAUAGGGCCAGUUAGUUCUUCUCUGCCAGGCCUGUUUUCUCAUAGUGCUCGGUCACUGCAUGCCCUGAUGCGUCAGGGUGCUUCUCUGGUAUGGCCACGAGCGACAUACAGUGUAUCAGCCGGGGAUGCAGUGCAAAGGAAUCCCAUGGUUACGUAAGAUCUCUGUUUCAUUGAUGCCUGGGAAUAAUGUUUCGGUAGAUGUGUGACGCGUGCCUGCAGAAUGACUGCCGAGCACUGUUUUUUCCCACUCAUGCAAUGGAGGACA